GAGUAAAAGUUGUUACGUGGGGUAGAAAUAAGGAAAAUCCAAGCGUACCGUGAAAAACCUGUUGAAAAGCGAAAGAGCCAGAGUGAGAAGCGUGAAACCCCCUUUGAUUCAAGUGCAAAAAGGAAGGUCAUAUAUAUUUUUUAUUGUGUUUUAAUUUUGACGUAACCCAAGUGUCUGUGAAGCGAGCGGUACCCCCAGAAACGUCUGAGCACUUAUGAAAAAAUACUUCCUGAACAAGAUGUCCACCGGCAAGCGCUUGGCGAAGCGGUCCAUCAUCGGUACCCGGGUGUGCGCGCCCGGUGCCGAUGGCAUCUGGUACUCCGGGACGAUCCAGGGCGUCAAGACGCCGCCCUCGGCGAACCAGAAGGACAACACCAACUGCAUCAACCUGACGCCGCACACGCGCUACUCGGUGCGGUUCGACAGCAAGCAGGACAUCUCGCGCCGCGGCUUGGCCCGCGAGUUCCGCGAGAGCGAGCUGAUCGGGCCCGGCUUCAAGACCAUCAUGGACGUCCGGCUCAAGCCGGGCCAGAAGGUGUUCCUCACGUACAACGGGCGCGAAAGUGCCGGCGAGGUGGUGCAACACGAUGACCUCAAAGACGAGGUUACCGUUAAGAUCGUACCGGUCGGACAAGAGGUAUGCAAACAAGCCAGCGACCAGCCUCUUCCUACUAACGCCCCGAUCGAACUGACCAAACGCCUCGAGGAGGUCCGGCUGCUCGAGUCGCGCCGAUCGCCGCGGCUCGCCGACCAGGAAAAGGACACCGACUUUGCCCGGCUCGCGGACAUGGCCGGGGACCGCCGGCGACAAUCACACAGCAUCGAUGUGCCAUUCUCACUCACGCAACAAAAUGGAUCUCGUAAACGACGCCCCUCAUACUCACAGGACGAUCGGGAGUAUUACAGUAUUAACGACGAAGACCCGACGGACGAAUGCAACGCUGCCCUGGUACUUAUGAGUCUGUCCUGCUCGCCCAACUCGUCGGCGCCCGGCUGGGAAACCAUCCUGGGGACCAGCUCCGGCAGCAGCAGCACCUCGUGGAGCACCGGCUCGACGUCGCCACCGCUCAGCGAGGACGGACAUUCCACACCACCGAACAACAACAGCAACAACACUAGCAAUAGCAACACCAGCAACACCAGCAACAACAACAACAAUCUGGGCAAUAACAUUAGUAUCAAAAGUAACGCCAACGGUACCACCAAUGAGAUUGUGAUUCGUGGCCCCCGGACGACCUCGUUCUCCAACUCGGACGAGGGCAUCGGCAUGGACUACAACGAGGAUCUGCCGCGGAAGCGACGGGCCAGCCAACCGAUCUACAAAUGCACCUGGAAGGGUUGUGGUGUCAUCUACACGUCCUGUUCUGAGAUUACGGCCCACGUCCGAAACGCACAUCUGGGCCCCCGCAAACCGGAGGAGGACAGCGACGAGGAGGACUUUUUCUUCACCGAGAUCGAGGAUGAGAGUGACAGUGGCAGCGGCCACCAGCACAACUCGUCAAACCAGCAGCAACAACAACACCACAACCACAACCACCACCAAAACAACCAUCACGGCACCGGAAGUGCGCGCCAUCCGCCGUCGCCACCGACCCUGAGCCACCGUGACAUGGCCCGGCCCCCGCACGAGGAUCCGGAGUACCAGCGGCAGAUCGUUGGCAACUACCGGCAGGGCCUGCUGUCCAUGUCGUCUGCCGCGGCGGCAGCAGCAGUGGCAGCCCAGCAACAGCAGCAGCAGCAACAUCUCGUCCACCAGCAGCAGCAUCCGCAACAACAGCAACACCACCAGCAACAGCAGAUUCAUCAACAGUUGGGUGCGGCCAUCAAACCGCCACUGCCAGGCACCGUCGGUCAGCAGUUUCACCAGAGUUUGAACAACAACAACAACAACAAUAACAGCAGCAGCAGUGGGUCUUCGGUGGUGUUGGGCAGCAACGGAAGUGCCGCCAACGGAACCAAUAUCCACACGUCGCCGCUGAUACACCACAACUACACCUGGUCGCAGGUUAGUCCGACCUCCCCCCAGAAGCACGUCCGCUUGUCGCCCCGUCCGUCGGCCUCGUACCCGUACCCGUCGCCCAACUACUCCAACCAAAUAGCUCAGCAGCAGCAGCAACAGCAUCACUACCAGCAGCAGCAGUCGCAACACCUCGGCCAGAUCCAGCUUUCACCAGGGGGAGCGUCCGUGGCCGCCGCCGCCGCCUACCACACCCAGUCUUCGUCGUCGUCCUCGAUCAUUUCGUCCUCGUCGUCCUCGUCUUCGCAAUCGCUCAACGGUGGCUUCGUGGCGCCCGGCACGAGUCCCGGCGCCGCAGCGGGGGCGAACCGGUCCCCGCUGUCGCCGAACCGGCGAACCCGCGGCGAGAACAAAAAGUGCCGCAAGGUGUACGGCAUGGACCACAAGGAGCAGUGGUGCACCCAGUGCAAGUGGAAGAAGGCCUGCAGCCGGUUCGGGGACUGAUCCAAGUCGCGCAAGGCAUCGUCCCAGGUGCCGCCGCCGCCGACUGCGAUGACCUCCUCUUUGACGCCGCCGACUUUGACGCAUCACCAUCACAGUAGCCACGGCCAUCACCAUGGCAGUCACCACCAGCAGCAGCUGCAGCCUGCUGCGACGGUUCUGCGUGCCGGGAUGGUUUAAGGUUGGCAUGCUUGGAUCGGGCGAAUGAGUGAGUGCGGGCGUGAGCGCAUGUGUAAAUAAGUUUAACGUGAUAUAUUUUAGCGGGAAAGAGACUCACUCUCUUUCUGUGAGACAGAGGAAAACCUUGACACACGACGACGAAGAAAAAUAACAAAAAAGUAAGAAAAACGUGAAAAACAAUUCGUAAAGAGAUAGUUUGUAGGAUCUAUUGAGUGUAAUAAUGUUAGUAAUUUAUAUUCUCGGCGAAGCGGCCGCGCAUGUGUGACGACAGUCGAAACCAAUUGUACAGUGACAAAAAAGUAAACACACAAACUAACCGAAAGGAGAAAAGGAUAAAGAAAGAGUAGCAUUCGUGUGAGUCGAAAGGAGCAUAUUUUUAUAUUACCACACACCCAAAACUAAAACACACACUCACACUCAUACAAAACAAUCACUCAGCGCGAAACAAUAGUGUUAAAAGUUCUAUAUUUACCAACUGCUACCGCCGCCACCGCAUUUUUUGCACCUCUUGUUAAACAAAACACACACAACAAAGAAGAAAAAAAUCUGUGUCUUUUUUUCGUUGUCUUUUAACCUCACAGAAUGUAAUGAAAACAUGUUUAGGCUUCAAGUUGACCAAAAUGUGAUUUAAAAACCUGUUACAAACAAAUCCAUUGCUAACGUACUACUAAUCUGUAAAUUUACAGAGCAAAAAAAAAAACAAAUCCACUUUCAUUGUUGUUGUUUCAACCGCCUACAAGUAAAUACACACUACUCUUUUUUGUUGAUUUUUAAGAACCGCGCCUAACCACGUGCUAAGCUAAAUGUUGUACACUUUAUAUUAGUCGUUUUAAAAAAGAUCCUCUCGCCCCCUCUAACCCCACCCACCCC
Culex quinquefasciatus (southern house mosquito) is the source of this 3508-nucleotide messenger RNA. RefSeq names its product zinc finger protein 704. Lineage: Eukaryota; Metazoa; Arthropoda; Insecta; Diptera; Culicidae. The record is from RefSeq and is a predicted model, not a curated record. Gene Ontology annotation, cellular component: nucleus. The transcript is spliced from 8 exons. Gene Ontology annotation, biological process: regulation of transcription by RNA polymerase II. Gene Ontology annotation, molecular function: DNA-binding transcription factor activity; RNA polymerase II cis-regulatory region sequence-specific DNA binding. Bases 215 to 2461 code for a protein of 748 amino acids.